This is a messenger RNA of Mercurialis annua (annual mercury), 1186 nucleotides long. RefSeq lists its product as uncharacterized. The transcript has a single exon. Bases 89 to 1111 code for a protein of 340 amino acids. Gene Ontology annotation, cellular component: plasma membrane. NCBI's taxonomy places the organism in Eukaryota, Viridiplantae, Streptophyta, Magnoliopsida, Malpighiales, Euphorbiaceae. Gene Ontology annotation, biological process: phosphatidylinositol phosphate biosynthetic process; protein localization to plasma membrane. The record is from RefSeq and is a predicted model, not a curated record.
AAUCAUCGCAUAUUCAUCCUCAUUUUUCUAAGUAUCACAUAUUCACCUUUUUUUUCUUCUUUACAUUCUUGAUCUAUCUUUCUUUACAAUGUCUCAAGAAAGCUUUCUCUCCGACGCCACAACAACCACCGCAACCACCUCCACCUCCGCCCACAAACCAUCUCAAUCCUCCAUAACAGACUACUCCCACAAAAUCCAGUCCGCCCUUCAAUCCCUUUCUCCCAUAAUCACACUCUCUCCCUCCAUUCUUUCCUCUCAGGACCCGCCAUUUUCACUCCUCCAUCACCCUCAUGUCUCCUCUCAAAUCUCCACCCUCCUCCGCCAUCCCGACUCCGGAGCUGGCGACAACCACCUUUGCAGGUGGUUUUACGACACAUUCCAAUCCGGCUCGCCUCAACUCCAACUGGUAGUCCUGCGGUUUCUCCCCAUUAUAGCCGGCUUAUACCUAUCUCGCAUUCCGUUACGUAAACCGUUAGCCGGGUUUGAGGCGGUUUUGUUAGCACUUUACGCGCACGAAACCACAUCAAGAAACGGGCAAGCAAUAACCGUGAACAUACCUGAUUUAUCAAACUCGAGCGUUUAUCACGAAACGAAGGAGAUAUCAAAGAACAACUCGACUGAUUUCAAUCUGGCUGUGAUAUCUCCAAGUUUGGAGCCUCAUGGGACAGUAAGAUCAACACGAAGAGCACGAAUCGUCGGGGUUACGCUAGAAUUAUAUUUCAGCAAGAUAUCGGCUAUGCCCGUAGAUUCCAAGGUUGAUUUCUGUGAGUUUUGCAAGUUAUGGUGUGGCGAAAUGUAUAAGGAGUUCGACGGAAAAGAGAAGGCCGACGAGGAGGGAAGGAUUCCGCUUCCGUGGGAAUUAUUGCAGCCAAUUUUGAGGAUAUUGAGCCAUUGUUUAUUGGGCGCUCAUCGGAAAGAGAAGAAUUUGGUGGAAUCGGCUGGUAAAGCUUGUGCAAGUUUAUAUGGAAGGUGUUUGCGUGAUAUUGAUGCUAAAGCGAUUUUGGCUACCGGGAGUCUUCUUAGGCUAAGUAAGAUGGACCAUGUGAAUCCAAAUAUUGAAAAUGAAAUUGAUUGCACUGAGGUAACAAUUACUAGUGUUAUAUCUCUAUAACUAUAUAUUAUUAUUGUAAUUUUGUUUUCUAAUUGUUUGUGUUUUUCUUUAUCAACGAAUGGUUCGUUUAAGUGC